CCGUCCGCGCGGUGACAGUGCCUGCACAGUCCAGCUCCCUCACACGACGACCGGCGUCCGCCGCCGCCGCUGCUGCCGCGUCCCGAGUGUAUAACGCUGGCAACAGGAUGCCACCGAGUCUUCUAAGCAUCUGGAAGAAGAUAUUGUCUUAUGUACUAUGUGGCUGCCCCCAUAAAAAAGACAGGAUAAAGUACGCUGGAUAUUACAAUGCAAAUAAGAGGACUGUUACUGUAGAAACUCCCAGAUCUGGAAUACAGCGAAACAGUAAGAGGUUUACACCAAAGAAUGGUAGAAGAAAGAGAAUCCCUUCACAAGAUGAAUCUUGUGCUGGAACGGACAGAACAGAAAGAUGUAUAAGCAGCAGCAGCAGUGGGAGUGGACAAGAACCUGAUACUUGGGAACUAUUUAAUCUUCAUAAAAUGUGUGAAGUAUCAAAGAAUGGAAAAGUAUCUUGGCUUGAUAUUUCACUUACUAGGAUCAUGACAAUGAUUGAAACAGCAAUAAGGAAAGACACCUUAAAACCCAUUGAUAAUGAUGUUAAGUACACAUCAUCAGCUCUGGAUAUGAUGGAGCUCUUUUAUCAAUUGAAAAGGGCCACUUACAAACAAGGAGUAUCUUACAAAUGUGCCGCAAAAAUGCUGGAUGAUUUUUGUAGAUGUGUGCUCUUCUUCAUUGAUGAAAUUACCAAGAAGAUUAAGUCACUCCAGGAAGCUGAUGACAGCAAUAGGCCAUUCAAAGUUUCCCCUGAGAUGUGUUCUGGGAUUAAUUCAUCUGAAUAUGUUUAUCAGUCACUAGCUCCAUUUGUGACUGAAAUGAAAUUAGAAGAAAUUUUAUGGGAUCUAGGAUCUGCCCGUUCUGAAACGUUUGCAUCCCAGUGGUAUGAGACUGUAUCAAAUACUGUGGAACGCACAUCUGAAUCAGCACAGCAGAAAGUUCUACAUCAGCUUGACUCCAUAACAGAACGGAUGGAGCCAACUAUAAAAAAGCUUUUAUUGGAAGAAUCAAAAACACAUAAAUCACAACACUGUGAAGGAUUGGUAGAAUACCUAUCACAAAACUUUUUGAUUAUGCAUCUGCAACUUCAUGUACACCAUUUUGAACACAUGUUAACAUGUGUGUGGAACUGUUCUAUAAGCAGCACACGUGGGUUCCUAAAUGGAGUGAAAAAGAAUUCCAGAUGCACUUUCAAUAAAAAUAUAAGUGCAGCACUCCAAAGGUUACAGAGAUUUCUAAUGGGGCUCGAUGAAAGGAAAAAAGUUAUAUUCACAAGUAUUAAUGAUCUGCUGGCUCCAGAACUGAUUCAAGGAUCAUCUGAAUGUAUUCAUCGGUAUCAUUUGGAGAGAAUGUCUCAGCAGAAUUCACUAACUAGCACUGGUCUUGUUGCUGUGAAAAUGUGGUUUCUCAACAAUGUCCUCAAUGUAGAGAUUUUAAAUGCAAGGGACAUUAUACUACCACCCAAAAAAUCAAAUGCAAAUUGCAAUGCAUAUAUAAAGAUGCAACUCCUUCCCAAAGAAAAAUAUAAGUCUGUUGGGAAGAUGAAGACUAAGGUGCAGAAAAAUACAUUAUAUCCCAUAUUUGAUGAAACAUUCAAUGUUGAUCUCACAACAGAACAAUGCAAUUUCAAUAAUGCAGUCAUUAGGUUCACUCUAAAAAAGCAGUAGCAUAUUUACAAUGAGUGGAACUUUCUUGGGUGAGACAUUUGUCCUGCUCUCUCAAAUACCAUCUCUCAGUGAAUACCCACAGAUAACCGUGCCGCAGCAGCUUUUAAGAUUAACGCGGCCAAUAUCAACUGGGAGUUAUUCAUUUCAGGCUCUAAAAGGCUGUAAAAGUGAGAAGAUAAAGAAAUUUAUGAAGAAGGAGAAGCUAAAACUCAAACAAUGAAACCUCAUUAAAAAGGCUAACAGAGUUAUAGUGUUGAUACACUGGUAACUGACCUCAGUACAUGAAAUCUGUAGCUCAGAAAUGAAUAACAUAUGAUGCUAUGUGGUUCAUUUUGUCUAGUAUUUUAUAUUGCUGCAAGAGUGCGAGAAGUUACUAUUGUUGUAAGCUUUGAAGAACAGUUGUUAUCAACACCAAAUUUUGUGAAGAUUUUGUGUUCAGUACACAAUACACUGAUAAACUAGUGACUGACCUCAAGAUAUGAACAUCUAUUGCUCCAGAAAUGAAUUACAAAUGCCACAAUGUGGUUCAUUCAGUCAACUAUUUCUUAGUGCUGCAAGAGUGCUGGAAGUUAUUACUGUUGUAAGUUUUGAAGAACAAUUGUUCCCAACACCAAAUUGUGUGAAUAUGUUACUUUCAGUACAAGACAUUUUUGUGGAACACAGUGUAUGAGAUGAUACUCCAAUUCAGUAUUAUUGUGUGAUGAAAGCACAAAGGUGCUUCUUAAUGUGAUAUUUAUAAUACAUUUUGUAUUUUUUACAAAUUUUAACAAUUCUUGUACAUAAAUAAAAAAAUUUUCACCAGAA
This is a messenger RNA of Schistocerca piceifrons (Central American locust), 2465 nucleotides long. RefSeq names its product protein unc-13 homolog 4B-like. The transcript has 12 exons. Lineage: Eukaryota; Metazoa; Arthropoda; Insecta; Orthoptera; Acrididae. The record is from RefSeq and is a predicted model, not a curated record. The coding region runs from base 108 to 1661 and encodes 517 amino acids.